Nelumbo nucifera (sacred lotus) is the source of this 1969-nucleotide messenger RNA. Its product is annotated as cyprosin-like. Gene Ontology annotation, biological process: lipid metabolic process; proteolysis. Gene Ontology annotation, molecular function: aspartic-type endopeptidase activity. Lineage: Eukaryota; Viridiplantae; Streptophyta; Magnoliopsida; Proteales; Nelumbonaceae. The record is from RefSeq and is a predicted model, not a curated record.
AUAUAAAAGCCAAUGAGAGCUACAAAUUAAAAAUAAGGGAUUCAACUACAUACUUCACACUAGCUCUUGCUGUUACAGGGAGGGAUCGGAGCUCUUACAUUUCAAAUUAUAAAGGCAGCAGCAAGAGGCAAGAGGCAAGAGGCAAGAAGCAAGAGGCAACCUCCUCUCUCCUUUGAGUUUGAGACAUGAUGAGGACGCCCAAGUUUAUUGCGUUGUUUAUCUACUAUUUAUGUGCUUUGACAUGCUCUUUCCCUCUGCCUGCUUCCUCUGAUGAUGAUGCUGAUGGGUUACUGAGAAUCGGUUUAAAGAAGAGAAGCUUGGAUCUUGACACUCUAAAUGCUGCAAGAAUUAUUAGCAAAGAUGGCGGCAAGUAUGCAAUCGACCUCAAAGACAUCUGUAGUAAUCUGAAUGGUUCAGGCGCAGGUACCGUGUCCCCAAAAACUCGCUUGGUCUGCCCUAAGUUGGGUGAGUCAGAUGCAUAUAAAGUAUUUCUCAGUAAUAUCCUCAAUACCCGAUACUUUGGGGAGAUCGGUAUUGGUUCACCACUUCAGAACUUCACUGUUGUCUUCGACACCGGCAGUUCUAACCUCUGGGUUCUUUCAUCCAAGUGCCGUUAUUCUAUAAACUGUUAUUUACAUUCCAAAUAUAUUUCAGGCCGGUCCAGUACAUAUACAAAAAUCGGGAAGAAUUAUAGUAUAAUUUAUGGGUCUAGAUCAAUUUCUGGCUUCUUCAGCGGAGAUAAUGUACAAAUGGGAAAUUUCAUCGUUAAAGAUCAAACUUUCGCUGAGGUUACACGAGAAAGAAGUCUCACCUUGUUAAUGGCAGAAUUUGAUGGAAUCAUGGGGUUGGGAUUUCAAGAAAAAUCUGCAGGAAAUGUUUUACCUAUCUGGUACAGCAUGGGGGAACAAGGUCUUUUACGUGACAAGGUCUUCUCCUUCUGGUUCAAUCGAAAUACAGAGGCUGAGAAAGCGGGUGAGAUCAUCUUUGGUGGUGUUGAUCCCAAACACUUUAAAGGAAAGCAUACCUAUAUACCGGUUGCUCAAAAGGGCUUCUGGCAGGUUGAAAUGGGUGAUUUUCUUAUUGGGGGCCGUUCAACAGAAAUUUGUAAGGGUGGAUGUACUGCGAUCGUGGAUUCAGGGACUUCUUUAAUAGCUGGUCCACCUGAGAUUGUAGCACAAAUUAAUCAUGCCAUUGGAGCAGGAGGACUAGCGAAUAUGGAAUGUAGACAGCUGGUGCGUAUGGUUGGAGGAGUAAUGAUGGAACUUAUACUUUCACAGGUCAAAUCCGGGAAACUUUGUUCAAUGAUCAGUGUCUGCAGUUAUAAUAGCACAGAGCAUGAGAGAAAUGGGAUUGAGAUGGUGACGGAUCAUGGAAGCCAAAGUGGGAAUAAGGGAUCAUCCCAUAGUUAUACAUUGUCCACUCGAGGUGUUCCAUGCGCCAUGUGCAAGAUGCUGGUUACUUUGGUCAAAAUCUUGCUCAAACAAAAAGACAUUGUGGACUAUGUGUUCAACUACCUUGGCAGUUUGUGCGACUACAUGCCCUUGCCACGUGGAAAAGCAUUUGUUGAUUGCAAUAGAAUCCCAGAUAUGCCAAAUGUUUCAUUUACCAUUGGGAAGCAUUCCUUCCACUUAACUCCACAACAAUACAUUCUUAAAACUGGUGAAGGCGAUGCCACUACAUGCCUCAGCGGGUUUGUCCCACUAGAUGCGCCUCCUCCUCCUCCCGGAGGUCCACUUUGGAUCCUUGGAGAUAUGUUCAUGCAGGUGUACCACACUGUCUUCGAUUUUGGUAACCUCCAAAUAGGGUUUGCAGAAGCUGCAUAAUCACCAUAUUGCGUUCGCGCGCGUGCUACCAUGCUACCACUCCUCUUUCUUUUUAUUUCUUUUCGUUUUCAACGCAACUUUGAUUUAUCUCUCUCUCCCUUUUGCACUUAUUAUAUAUUGAAAGCUGGCAUAUAUCAUUCAUAAAA